GAUGUGGCGCGCGAGUGUGUUGUUUUGUGUCGUGCUGGCGUGCGCGAGCGCGUGCAAGAGUCAUGCGGAGAAGAAACAUGGAGAGCACGGCCCGUCCGAUGAGGGUCCCCUCGUCAGGUCGCCCUCGGGCCAGUUCCGAGGGUCAUGGAUGACGUCACGGCGAGGAAGACAGUUCGAGGCGUACCGGGGCAUCAAGUAUGCUGAGCCGCCUGUGGGGAAACUCAGGUUCCAGCCUCCCAAGCCCAUCCUAUCUUACAAGGGCGAAGUGAACGCGAGCGACGACGGCCCGGCGUGUCCGCUCAUCGCACCCGAUGACUACUACGUCGAUGAAGACUGCCUUACCAUCAACGUCUACACCCCUAGGAGCCAUAGAUCCAAGCCGCUACCAGUGGUGUUCUUCAUCCACCCGGGCGGCUUCUACUCGAUGACGGGGCGCAGCGACGUGGCUGGCCCGCACUAUCUGCUGGACAAAGACCUGGUGCUCGUCACCAUCAACUACAGGCUGGGCUCGCUUGGUUUUCUCAGCACUGGCGAUGAGUUAGCGCCCGGCAACAACGGCUUCAAAGACCAGGUGGUUGCCCUGAAGUGGGUGCGGAGGAACAUCAGAGGUUUCGGCGGGGACCCCAACUUGGUCACCAUCACGGGCGUCAGCGCGGGUUCUAUUAGUGUUCUGCUGCACAUGAUCUCGCCUAUGUCCAAAGGUCUCUUCCACCGAGGUAUCUCCAUAAGCGGCUCUCCCAUCGGCAAGGAGCCGCUGUUCCACCACCAAUUUGACCUGGCUGUAAAGCAGGCUCAGAUCCUCAACUGUCCCUACGACAACUCCUCCGUCAUCAUCGACUGCCUCAAGACCAAGAGCUAUAGAGAGCUGGGCAACUCGCUGUUUGGAUUUUAUCAAUUCGGCUGGGACCCAGUCGGCAUCUGGCAGCCGGUAGUGGAGCUGGACUUCGGUCAGGAGCGGUUCUUAGCCAUCCAGCCAGCGGAUGCUAUCCGUGAGGGGAAAAUGCACGCCGUCCCGCACAUCAUCAGCCAGACUACCGAUGAGUUCUUCUGGAAUGCUUUCAAUGUUGUUAGAAACGAGACUCUGCGAAACCGAAUGAACGCGGAGUGGGAACAAAUAGCACCCAUCUCCUUCCAACUUCCAAAGGAGAACGCAUCUCUCGUUGCCGACAGACUGAAGGACGCAUACCUUGAGGAGUGGCCGCUGAAGAACGACGACAAAAGCGCCUUCGCCUUGGGGAAGAUAUACGGAGAUGCGAUUGUUGGAUUUAACACGCACAGGAUGGCGAACCUGAUGUGCCGCCACUCGCCGCACAAGGUGUUCUACUACGAGUUUGCAUACAUCGGCAACCACAGCUGGUACGAAGAUAGCGUCACGAUGAAGCCUAGAGGAGCGGCGCACCACGACGACAUGCUGUAUCUAUUCACGCUGAGUUUCCGCUACCCCGCCAUCCCGGCCGACCACAGCCGGGACUCAUUCAUGGUCGACCGCAUGACCACCAUCUGGUACAACUUCGCGAGAUACGGAGACCCGAACCCGCCACCGUCUGAAAACCAACCAGAGCUGACCGUGCACUGGCCCGCCAUGACGCCUGCCGAGCGCAAAUAUUUGCGCGUCGCCGAGCCGCUCAGCGUUCGCGCGCGAAUGUUCGAGGACCGCUUCAAGCUGUGGGACGAACUCUAUCCCUUGGACUAUUAGGGCUUGAGACAAUGAGGGUUUUCGCGUAUGAAAGAUCCACUAGAUGGCGGGACGUGGAUGUGGGGUCUGACUGCUGCGUGAUUGGUGGAUUUUGCAUAUGGGUCAUUCCAUGACAAAUGUUACCGAGGGUGAAAAACUAAAUAUGUUCUUUUCGCAUUAAAUCUGAUGAAUUUUGAAAGUAAACAUUCCAAAUUAUAAUGUGCAACAAAAAAAAUCUGAAAGAAACAAGUAAUUUUUAAGUUAUUAGUCUUCAAAGUCUAUACUUAAGUCAACUGUCUGAAUGAUCAUUUUCUCUCUAAUUAUUGUUAAUACGAUUUAAAAAAACCUAUCAAUCUGUGAAACGUUUUGCCACUACAUGAUUCGAGGGUAUUUAUCAUAGUAUUGGUAGAUAGCGUCAUAGUCCCAAAAAAAUGGAUAAUCAUCAAGUUUAAGUGUGUUUUCUUGUUACUUCGGCGAUGUAACACCCGAAACAGAAAAACAGGUAUUUGUUUUAUUAUUGUACCUUACACAUGGAUUAGAGUAACAAUAUUUGGUAAAAGUAAGGUCAUGGUAGUAAUGAUUUCAAAUACUAACUAAUAUCUGAGCAUGAUACUAAUUUAGUAUGUUUCUUUCUUGAUUAAAAACUGUAACACCCGAAACGUUUCGGGUAUUACAUUUUUAUUUAUAUGUCGAUAAUGUGUGUAUAUUGCUUGGAGAAGUGAAAAAGUAUUACUGUGAGGGUCCUUUGACCUCCCACUAGCGCUGGCAUCGGAAAAGGAGUCAUAUUUCUCAAUUUAAGACUUUUUUGAAAUGUCGACUUAACACUAAAAUUAAGGUAUUGCUAAAAAGUGCCGAUGUUUGACAUUUCCAAUAAAUAUCGUAAUUAGAAAUUAAAGUAAUGCUAUUUCAAGCCAAAAACAAUAGAAAAAGCUAUAUUCUGAGGAAAAAUUAAACUUGAACUUUGUAUAUUUUUAAAAAAAAGCUGCUUCGUAAUUUCAAACCAGAAUUCGCUCUAUUUGUGUUUAUUUGUUGUACUCCUUAUUUUGUAGUACCUAGAGACUAAUAAAACACCGAUUUUAUCGAUAAAACGAGUUGAAUUUUCGUACUCGUAACACCCGAAACAGAACCAUUGUAACACCCGAAACAAAGAAAAAAUUUAUAAAAAAAUAGUUAAACGUUUUAUUUAACAGUGAUUGUAUGUUACAUGGUUUGUAAAUGUCAUACUUUAGAAGUCCUGUAAGUUUUAGGUAUGAUUCCUUAAGAAAAUUCGCUAAAUUUCGAGUAAAUGCAGCAACAGUCAGAACAUAGAGGCAAAAUCUCGUAACGCCCGAAACGCACACUUUUCGACUCGUAUUUUCGUUAUCCUACAUUCUAAGCUGUACAAACUUUAUUAUUAAGAUAAAACAACUAAAAACGGACAGAUUAAGGCACUAACAUUAUUAAAAUACUAUUUCAAAAUACAUGAAAUUGUUGAAUAUGUGUGUACGAACGUAACACCCGAAACGAUGGAAUGACCCCUAUCUAAAUCAUGUCAAAAAUAACCAAUCAUGCAGCAUUUGGACCUUGCGUCUACGUAUUGCCAUCUGGCGGAUUUUUCAUACGUA
Ostrinia nubilalis (European corn borer) is the source of this 3279-nucleotide messenger RNA. RefSeq names its product carboxylic ester hydrolase-like. Bases 2 to 1696 code for a protein of 564 amino acids. The record is from RefSeq and is a predicted model, not a curated record. NCBI's taxonomy places the organism in Eukaryota, Metazoa, Arthropoda, Insecta, Lepidoptera, Crambidae. The transcript has 11 exons.